AUUAGUUAACCAGUAGCAGCAUAGCCUUGUGUUUCCCAAACUCAACUGUCAACUGAUGUAUCUUGACUACGGAUUUAGUCCGCUAACUACAUAUUAGAGCUCUUCAUGGGUCCAUCCGAACACGAUUACCCGGUCCGGGUCCAAAAUUCAAACUUGUGCAGUGUGGAGAAAACUACUCUCAGAAUGACUGAUCCCAUGCUUGACCAGAUGACCAGACUCAAACUCAGGCUGCUGGAGAAGAGACUGGAGAAUGAGAGGGACAACAAGGACGGCAGAGCAGAAUCUGCCCUAUCCACCAGGAGUUUUGAUGGACAGGUGGAUGCGCUGCACAGUGUGCUUAGACGAAAAAAGGACCUGCUGCAAAGACUGAGGGAGCAGCACAUGUUGGAGGACCUGAGCAGACCUCACACCUGGGGUGGGACAGGGAGACGGUACCGCCCAGACCUCCUCCCUCCUCCUGUCCCUCUGCCUCCUACUCCGGCCCCCAUCCAUAUCUACCAGCCUGCCCUUGCAGCCCCCGCUCCACCCCCACCACAGCCCCCACGCAUCAUCCAGCAAAUGUUGCCCCAGCAGCCUACUACCUUCAUACAGCAGUUACCACAGCAACAGCCCCUCAUACAACAGAUACCCCCUCCUCAGCCUUACCCUGCACCACGGUCUGGGAGCAUCAAAGAAGACAUGGUGGAGCUGAUGUUGAUGCAGAAUGCUCAGAUGCAUCAGAUCAUAAUGCACAACAUGAUGCUGAAAGCAAUACCUCCCACGGCCCUGUCACCACCUAACCCAGGACAGGAUGUUGUUGUGAGGUCAGCGGUCAAACCAAGAGGAAACUCCGUCCACCACCAUCACUACGGCCCCCAGGCCCAAUUGCUACCUCCCAUUGGCUAUCCCAUGUGGCCCUCAAUGACGUCAUCGCUACCUGAAGGGCAGGGCGGGCCUCAUAUGCCGUCCGUGCAGCAUGUGACCGGCCCCAUCUCAUUGCCCCCACUCAACAUGUAUUAGCCUAGCCCUGAACAAUAUUCCCUAACCCCGAUCUUGAGAUAUUGUCUUCAUAUUUCAAAAUAUAUACAGAUAGAUGAUUGAUUGUAAAUGUAAAAUGUAUACAUUGAUAUUAUGUUUGAUAAGCAUCGUUUCAGUAUAGCCAAAUACACUGCUCAAAAAAAUAAAGGGAAC
Molecule: messenger RNA, 1170 nt
Organism: Salvelinus namaycush (lake trout)
Lineage: Eukaryota; Metazoa; Chordata; Actinopteri; Salmoniformes; Salmonidae
Exons: 8
Coding region: 106-999 (297 amino acids)
Source: RefSeq, a predicted model, not a curated record